Molecule: messenger RNA, 2743 nt
Organism: Carcharodon carcharias (great white shark)
Lineage: Eukaryota; Metazoa; Chordata; Chondrichthyes; Lamniformes; Lamnidae
Product: probable pleckstrin homology domain-containing family N member 1
Exons: 12
Coding region: 326-1450 (374 amino acids)
Source: RefSeq, a predicted model, not a curated record
GAGAUUUACACAGACAGGAAGCAGUGCAGUUUGUUAACUAUCCACCACGAACCCCUUGGAUUAGACGAUAGUUACUAAUAUUGUUAAGUUUGGACUGAUCGCUACCUUUUCAACCAAGGAAACGACAAGGAUAAGAAACUUGGUUGUUUAAAAAAUAUUUUGGUUUUGCUUAUAACUUCGCAAAGUAUAUUUCCUGAUUUUCUUCAGUGACGUACUAUGUGAAGCAAGAUGUUUAUGUGGAAAAUUUAUGAUUUGUGUAAGUUAACUUGCCCACCUAGUGAGUGGGCUUAAACUUUAUGCUCUCUAAGCGCAUGUGGUUUACAAUAUGGGCUGCAUAAUCGCUACCCCUCGAUGUUGCAAAGCAGCUAAUGAGCAAGAACAUGAGGACUUGGUACAAAUACCAAGCACCAGGAGACACUCUGCACCUCCGGUGAGUGGAGGGGAAGUUGCCACGCCUCAGGAGCUGGAUAAGUUGAUAGGGUUGGAGGAGAAACAAUUUUCUGCAAAUAACCAUUUAUUAAGAGGCCGUCUAGAAGAAUUGUCUGAGACGGAGUUGCUUUGGGGGAAGUCUCGCAGAGAACUGGAGGAGAUAAUCUACGGUGAGGCCAUCAUAGGAUGGGAAGGAGAAGACAUCAGGUCUCUUGGUGAAAUUGUAUGGUCCUCCUCAGUUGUCCUUCAUGAGCAAUACACUGAGGAAGAGAGUAAAAGGCACCUCAUCCUCUUUCCUUUACAUCUAUUAAUUUUGGCUGUAGAUGAUAAGAAAAACAAGUUUAUUUAUCAGGGGUUGUUACCGCUAUCAGGAAUUUCAGUCAAAGCGUUAAUGAAGAACACUUUUGAAAUUACUGGGUCGAUGUUUGACUCUAGGAUAAUAACUUGUUCAGAUACUGAAGAGUUUAGAAUAUGGAUGGCCCAUUUGCCAAGGAGAGUGAAGAAAGCCUCCAUCUACCGUCCACAUAAACAGCAAAAGUUGUCCGUACUGGUUCCUUGUGAUGAGAUAUGGAAGAGGCAAGAGCUAGAGAAGUACCUGCUACAAAAUCCCAUUAAAGGCUGGGAAGGAACCCCUAUCCAACAUCUGGGAGACAUCAUUUACUUGUCCAUGGUGAAAAUCAACCUUGUACAGAGUCAGAUAUUUGAAGAAAGGAUCAUGGUUUUAUUUCCUGACGAUCUUAUUAUACUUUCCACCGAUGAACAGAAAACCAUUGUUCAGUAUGAAGGCAGACUUCCUACUCAAAGCAUCAGAGCUUUGGAAAGAUCAGCUCGUAUGGGGCACCUUGAGUUUGAAAUUACAGGCGAUAUGAUGGAGCCUGUGAAGGUCUCUUGUGCAAAGCCAGGCGAAUAUAAAAAGUGGUUUUUCCACCUCCAGAAGCCGGACUAUAGCACCAACACACUGCCUUCCAGUGGGAAGCUCCCACCUAGGCCUCCCAAGAAGAGAAGAAGCUGUCAUUAUUGAGGUAAUCAUUGCACAGACUCAGGAAUCAAGCUCAACAUCAUAAUGACCAGAUUAUGUUUGGAAACCGUGAAGGCUUCAGAACGAUGACGCUGAAGGCACAAAUGCACUGCUCGACCAUCUCCACUGGCUUUGAAACUGUCAUUUUGUUACUCACUAACUGAGUUAGUGAGUAACCAGGAUCUUGUUUCUCUAAGAUGUUCAUUGUUAGCCUCCCUGUCUUACAACUCAUCACAAGCCAAAUGGAGAUAGAUAGGCAAGCAAUUUGCUGACUUCUGCUGUCGCCACUCUGAAACUGACUGCAACAAUAGGCAGCUUGCAUCUUCAUCCCAUGUUCCUUCCCUCCGUCUAACUCUUGACAACAUUGCAGCUAAAAUUCUCAACUUGGUAUGUGGAAAAUCAUAGUCGCAAAGUCGUAACUUACCGUUCUUUUGGACAGCAUGUUAGAACUACAAUGGAUUGGACUUCUAUGGCCACCAGUCAUCAGAUUGUCACUUGAAAUUAGGAAACAGAGAUCCCUAGUAGCCCAACUGAGUACACUGUCUGUCAUAAAGACCAGGAAGGCAUAAGGUGCUACCCCCAUCUACGCUGUGUUAGCUGAUCUCACCUGAGAUUGUGGUAGAGAAGCAUGUCCUUAGCACACCGUUAUGCUGCUAUUGAUUGUUUUCUGGGAUUUGUGUGUGUGUAGAUGUUGAAGAUGGAGUCAAUCCUGGCUGUCAUGCUUCUAAAAUUAAACUCCACCCUAACAGAGAAAGAUCAUUUCCGCGAGAUACUAUAUACAAACUGGCACCCAUGGAACUAUAGGCCAGGAUGAGUCAUGGCUUUCGGACUGGGAGUAAAAACCUGUUUUAAGUAAAUUGUUCUGGGAAAAUGGGCAUCACCUGUAAGGCCGGUAUUUAUCACAUCCCCAGUUAUUGUUGAGAAGGUGUUCGUGGGCCGCCUUCUUGGACAGCUGCAGUCCAUGCGGUGAAGAUGCUCCCAUUGUGAACUUUGAUAGGGACUUCAAGCAUUUUUACCCAGCAACCAUGAAGGAACAGUGAUAAAUGUCCCAAUAAUGUCCUUGGUUUGCUUUUUUUCUUAAUUUAGCGCUGCUAAUGACAUUGGAACUUUGCAUUUGGAGGAGAUACUCAACUCAGCAAUACGAUGAAGCUGAACUAUGAUCACUAGACAGUUGCUUAUUAAUGCAAUAUCAUGGUUCAGCACCACUUGCCAAUUACUUCUUCACUGACUACGUCAUCAGCACUUACAGUUCAAAUAAAAUAAAAUACAUAUCUCUUUAAAAAUUGUCAAAUUAAA